UCCGAGUGGACUCCAGGUCUGUCUCCCUCCUGUGGUCGCCCCCUUCCCUGCCCUUUCUCUCUUCUUUUUUUUCCCUCCCCUCUACUCUCUUGAGUCUCACUCUCGCAUUCUUCCCUCAGCCGCCCAAUUCAGUCCUUCUCUUGUCUUUUCUCCCUCUUGUCCUUUGCCCUCCUGCUCCAGUCUGGGCAGAGGUGGGCCCCUUGGCUGGAGCUGGGGUCCUUCUUGGCUCAGUGUGCGUAUUUUUUUUUAAACCCCUUCUCUGGAGUCUGAAUGCAUUGGUGGAAGAAAGCCUGAAAAGCUAUCAUGGCAGCAAGGCCCAAGCUUCACUAUCCCAACGGAAGAGGCCGGAUGGAGUCCGUGAGAUGGGUUUUAGCUGCCGCCGGAGUCGAGUUUGAUGAAGAAUUUCUGGAAACAAAAGAACAGUUGUACAAGUUGCAGGAUGGUAACCACCUGCUGUUCCAACAAGUGCCCAUGGUUGAAAUUGACGGGAUGAAGUUGGUACAGACCCGAAGCAUUCUCCACUACAUAGCAGACAAGCACAAUCUCUUUGGCAAGAACCUCAAGGAGAGAACCCUGAUUGACAUGUACGUGGAGGGGACGCUGGAUCUGCUGGAACUGCUUAUCAUGCAUCCUUUCUUAAAACCAGAUGAUCAACAAAAGGAAGUGGUUAACAUGGCCCAGAAGGCUAUAAUUAGAUACUUUCCUGUGUUUGAAAAGAUUUUAAGGGGUCAUGGACAAAGCUUUCUUGUUGGUAAUCAGCUGAGCCUUGCAGAUGUGAUUUUACUCCAAACCAUUUUAGCUCUAGAAGAGAAAAUUCCUAAUAUCCUGUCUGCAUUUCCUUUCCUCCAGGAGUACACAGUGAAACUAAGUAAUAUCCCUACAAUUAAGAGAUUCCUUGAACCUGGCAGCAAGAAGAAGCCUCCCCCUGAUGAAAUUUACGUGAGAACUGUCUACAACAUCUUUAGGCCGUAAAACAACGCAUCCAUGUGUGAGUGAGAGCGUGUUCCUAGAGAUGGUUCUGUCUACGGUCAUGUCUUAAUGGAUCCCAGCUCUGUCAUGGUGCUAUGUAUUAAGUUGGGUCCUAAGUUGGGUCUUUUGUGUCAAAGAGAUCAUCUCUUCUAGAAAUAUCAACCUUUUUUGUCCAGUAAAUAAUUGUUAGGGGAUCUUUUUUGGAAAACUUUUUUGGAGAGGCUGGUAUCGGGCUACUCAUGUACUGUAGCCAGUUCAUCCUCCUAAUAAGAAUGGGCAGCAUCUCUUGUUCUCUCCUGAGCGUCUUUCUGCUCUCCUUAUCUUGUUCUCUUAUCUUUAUCCCCUCCAGUCUCUGCCUAAUUUUUAGUGUUUAACAACAACCGAAUGUCCAGUAAACGACUCUCCUCUGAGCUGUAAUAAAUAAAAUGGUAUUAAUGAAUGCAAUCAGUAUUAGUCAAAAUAAAGAAUUUAUGAGUCAUUGCUCA
This is a messenger RNA of Pongo pygmaeus (Bornean orangutan), 1454 nucleotides long. RefSeq names its product glutathione S-transferase A4. The record is from RefSeq and is a predicted model, not a curated record. Bases 304 to 972 code for a protein of 222 amino acids. Gene Ontology annotation, molecular function: glutathione transferase activity. Gene Ontology annotation, biological process: glutathione metabolic process; xenobiotic metabolic process. NCBI's taxonomy places the organism in Eukaryota, Metazoa, Chordata, Mammalia, Primates, Hominidae. The transcript has 7 exons.